Molecule: messenger RNA, 1683 nt
Organism: Hemicordylus capensis (graceful crag lizard)
Lineage: Eukaryota; Metazoa; Chordata; Lepidosauria; Squamata; Cordylidae
Product: osteoclast-associated immunoglobulin-like receptor
Exons: 8
Coding region: 227-1315 (362 amino acids)
Source: RefSeq, a predicted model, not a curated record
CAGGAAAUGCAGAGGACCAUGGCCAAGAAAAGCAUUGGUACUAGGAGUGGCAUAGCUAGCGGGAUGGUGGCUGUCUGGGCAGUGGUGGCUGGCUAAAGGAAGACGGUAUAGUAGGCCUUCCAUCUCAGUGAGUCCUAGUGAGGUGGUCACCUUGGGGGCAAGUUUCAGCAUCCACUGUAAUUGUGAAGACUCAGCAUGGGAAGAGUUAAUCCUGUUCCAAAGACGAAUGUCUUUGCGCAAAUGGAAAGUGCUCAGGGGAGAAUGGAAUGGGACCGUAUAUGUCAAAGCCAUUGUCAAAGCCGAACCAUCAGAUGCGGGGAUCUACUGCUGUCAGUGUUGCUUGUUCCUACCAGUCAUUAACAAUGCUAACCAGGUACUAUGCUCAUAUCACAGUGACAACGUUCAAAUCAACAUAACCGAUGCCAGCCUCCCCAAACCCACCAUCAAGAUGCAGCCCAGGAGACAGCUUGCUCUAGGCAUGAAUGCCACCAUUGAAUGUCAAGGGCCAAAUAAUGGUUUGAUCCACUCCCUGCACAAAUCCCAGAACCUGACUGCAACACAAGUGGCAGACAAAUUUACAGCCAAUUUCUUUUUUCCCAUGUUGACGCGGGAGGAUGCAGGAAGCUAUACUUGUAAAUAUCAGCAGAAAGACAAGCCAUUUGUCUGGUCAGAGUCAAGUGACUCUCUGAAGCUGGUUUUGCGAGAUCCAAACCUCCCUAAACCCACCAUUGAAAUGAUGCCCAAGGGACCCCAUGAUCCAGGCAUGAAUGUCACUAUCAAGUGCCAGGGGCCAUACAAGGGCCUGAACUUCUCCCUGUUCAAACCCAAGGACCGGAUAACAUUUCUGAGCACAGAACCAGAGAAAAACACAGCUGAGUUCCAUUUAAGCCGAGUGAGUGUAGACAAUGAAGGGAUUUACACCUGCCAGUAUCAUCACUCAGCAUAUGCCUUUAUCUUGUCAAAGCCAAGUGAUCCUGUAAAGAUCAUUGUGAGAGAUUCAAGACAGAUUUCAGACAGUUUCCAGACAAUCAGGUUCGCAAGCUAUGCUGGGGGCCUUCUCCUUCUGUUGGUUGCCUUAAUAUGGUGCAGUAAUCGAAGAAAAGGCUGCACUGCCAAUGAAAGAACCCAACCACUGCCAGUGAACAAAAGCAACAUGUACAUGGAAGCUGAUGCUGAAGCAGACCCCGAUGGAGUCUCCUAUGGUGCAUUGAACCACCACCCACUGAAAACCAAGCGGACAGACAGUCCUGACAGUGUCUCCAAGUCUAAUGUCUAUAUUUCAGUGGCUUCAAAUGGGAUCAGGAAAAGCAAAUAGGAAGGAUUCUUAGGGAUGUGCUUUCUCAUGGGAUCUUGGCAUACCCUUGAGCUCCACAGACACAUGUCUUAGGACUGGAUCCUGCAAGCAAGCCUCGUUUAUUUUCCCUACAAUCACACACAUAGGAAUUUAGCCACAGUAGAAAGUAUUCAGGUGAGAUGGGUGGCUGAAAGUGCAAUGGCCAGAACUCAGCAAUAUCUGCUGUUAGAAAACUCUUAUUCAUAGACAGUUACUGUUAUAUGUAUUUAACAUAACAUAUAUAAAAUAGCAUGUAGUUAUUAUGGUCAUUAAUCUAUCUAUCUGUCUGUCUGUCUAUCUGUCUAUCUAUCGUGGUUAUUGUGCUCUAUACCUAAAAGAUUUUUACCUUU